AUGUCUCCCGAUCAAGAACACAGCCAGCACCACCCCCCAAGCUUCUGGGACUUUAUCCCGGGCUUUGUUCAGAACCGCCCAGGCAACGGUGUAGACCAUCACAACCCUCAACCUGCUCCCCAAUUCUCGGGCGGCUUCCCCUUUGGAGGGCCGUGGCAUCACGGGCCGCCGCCUCCUCCUCCUCCUCCUCCUCCUCACCACCAUCACGGCGGACCACCUCACUAUCCUCCUCCUCCAGAAGUAGGAGGCCGUGGUCCCUGGGAAGCAGAUUUUGACUGGAGCCAGUGGUAUGGCCACGACCACGACCACGACCACGACCACGACCGCCACGGCCGACAUUCCCGUCGCCACGGAUGCGACGAGGAAGCCCAGCGGCCCAGCGUCGAAAAGGAAGCCCCCGAAAAGGGAGAAAAGGGAGAGUCCCCCGAGACCAUGGACGCGGACAUGCCCGACCCCGAGGAAGUCGCCCCCGAAGACGGCGAGCACCCGCCUCCGCCCUACGGCGCCGGUCGUCGAGCCGGCCGAUUCCACAGAGGAGGCCACGGCUGGCGACGCGGAGGCCGCGGUCACCACGGUGGCUGGGGCGGAGCACGACACUGCCCCCGAGGCAACUCGCUCGACUUUUCCUCCAUGAUGAGAGGCUUCAUGGACCACCCGUUCUUCCAAAGCGUGCGCGACCAAGCGGAGCGCCACCGCAGCGGCAACGUCGACGACGCCCGGCACGACGCCGACGCCUUCCAGCCCCCCGUCGACGUCUUCAACGCCGAGUCGGCCUACGUCGUGCACGCCGCCCUGCCCGGCGCAAGGAAGGACGACAUCGGCGUCAACUGGAGCCCCGACUCCAACACGCUCAGCAUCGCGGGCGUCGUUCACCGCCCCGGCGACGAGGCUUUCCUGCGGGGCCUCGUCUCGGGCGAGAGGAGAGUGGGCGUGUUUGAGAGGAACAUCACGCUGCCGCCGGCGGGCGUCGUCGACAAGGACAGCGUGGACGGCCUGGGCAUCACGGCCAAGAUGGAGGACGGGGUGCUGGUUGUGGUCGUGCCCAAGCUGGAGAGGGAGUGGACCGAGGUUCGCAAGGUUGAUGUUGAGUGA
Messenger RNA from Metarhizium acridum CQMa 102, 1092 nucleotides. Lineage: Eukaryota; Fungi; Ascomycota; Sordariomycetes; Hypocreales; Clavicipitaceae. The record is from RefSeq and is a predicted model, not a curated record.